Messenger RNA from Ipomoea nil (Japanese morning glory), 930 nucleotides. Its product is annotated as RING-H2 finger protein ATL22-like. The transcript is spliced from 2 exons. Gene Ontology annotation, molecular function: polysaccharide binding. The record is from RefSeq and is a predicted model, not a curated record. Bases 18 to 731 code for a protein of 237 amino acids. NCBI's taxonomy places the organism in Eukaryota, Viridiplantae, Streptophyta, Magnoliopsida, Solanales, Convolvulaceae.
CCAAUGAAUCCUUAGAGAUGCAGAAGCUCAUCAUCUUCUUCACAGUGUUACUUCCAUUGCUUGCUGCGGGAUUUGAUGACUGCCCGGAGACCAGGUGCAGAAAACACGGCCCCCCUAUCCGUUUCCCUUUCAAGCUCAAACAUAUUCAUGCCCAACACUGUGGCUAUCCCGGAUUUGAGUUAUUCUGUGAUGAUAGUGGCAACACCGUGAUGGAGUUGCCCCAUGCACUCAAAUUACACGUUCAAAUGAUUCACUAUGAGUCCCAGCACAUCUUGCUAUUUGAUCCUCAUGGUUGUCUUUUCGGCAAGACACUAUUAUACCUUAAUUUAUCUCAAUCUCCAUUCCAAUAUUCCAGCGCAACACUCACCAAUUACUCCCUCUUCAACUGUUCUGCAUCCAAUAAUCCUGAAAAUUUUGAUGUUGAUCAAGGGUUAAUUUCCUGUAUUGGUGUUCCUGGUCACUCAAUAUUUGCCAUUCCUUCCUAUCAGUCCAUCGAUGAAUUCCCUUCCCCAUCUUGCCUAAAGUUUCGUGAAACUACAAUCCAUUAUCGGAUAUAUCCUUCUGAGGAUACUCUUCAACUUAGUUGGUUAAGUCCAUUUUGUUCGACAUGUGAGGUACAAGGAAAAAAUUGUGGGUUGAAGAACCAUAAUAACAUCACACUGGGAGUUCAAUGCCUUGGCACAACAAAGAGAGCUGGUAGGUACUCUGUUACGUUCGUUAUUGAUUGUUGAUUUCUUUCAUUUGAAAUAACAGAUCGAUUGAGAUACAGUAUGUAACAAUGUAGCAGAGCACCCUCUAACUUUAUUUUCCCAAAUUUAUAACAGAUCCACCAGGAUCCAAAAACCCAAUUAUUGCAGGUGCCAUUUUGGGCUUCUUUCUGUUGGCAUUUGUCAGCUUUGGCGCCUACCAGUUUUACACCACCGGUAAAAC